Trypanosoma cruzi is the source of this 643-nucleotide messenger RNA. RefSeq names its product trans-sialidase, putative. The record is from RefSeq and is a predicted model, not a curated record. The annotation marks the transcript as partial. The transcript has a single exon. Gene Ontology annotation, molecular function: exo-alpha-sialidase activity. NCBI's taxonomy places the organism in Eukaryota, Euglenozoa, Kinetoplastea, Trypanosomatida, Trypanosomatidae.
GGAGCCUGACUCCAGGGCAAUGUGGCCUGUGAACACUUGGGCUAAUAAUGUGCGUCAUAUAUCCUUGAGCCACAACUUCACGCUUGUGGCGUCGGUGACCAUCGAAGAGGCUCCGAGUGAGGACGCUCCUCUACUGGGUGCGGCGUUGGGGGAAACUAAUUCCCCGCUUACCAUGGGAAUCUUGUAUACCGCGGAUAAAGAAUGGGCAACUAUAUUCAAAAGCAAGAAGACAACAAAAAGUGGCACUUGGGAGCCGAAGAAAGAAUACCAAGUGGCACUCAUGCUGCAAGGUAACAAGAUCUCCGUGUACGUUGAUGGCAAGUCGCUGGGGGAGGAAGAAUUGCCGUUAACAGGUGAGAGGCCACUUGAGUAUUUAAGAUUUUGCUUUGGCGCGUGCGGUAUAAAAAACUCUCCUGUGACGGUGGCGAACGUCUUUCUGUACAACCGCCCACUGAAUUCCACUGAGAUGAAUGCAAUCAAGGAAAGGAAACCCAAAGAAGAAAAAGGAAGCGGUGACGGUGAAGAUAAAAAAGGAAGCGGUGACGGUGAAGAUAAAAAAAGAAGCGGUGACGGCUCCAUGCGUGAAGGUAUGUCUCGGGUGCUGCUGCUUCUGCUGGGGAUGUGGGGCAUUGCGGCCAUUUAA